AUGCUCGCCACGCCGCGUCAAGCUUUGUUUUCUCGUUGGCUGCAGGAAACGGUGGAAGAGGCACCUAUUGUGGCUGUGCUGGGUGGAUCCGAGCCGGGCGAGCUCGUGAACAAAGCCGCCCCGCAGGCAGGAACGGCUGGGACGCGCACCAAAGUUUGGCUGUCGCGAAGUAAGGUCUCUCUCUCUCUCGCUCUCUCUCUCUCUCUCUUCGUUUUUCUUGUUUUUUCUCUCUCUCGCUCUCUGUCUUUCUCUCGCUCUCCUUCACAGUCCAUUUGCGGAGCCCGGCUGGUAGAUCCCCAACACCUCACACUGAGUCAGCUCGAGGCCACAUGUGAUCCGAACAACGUUUGGAAUCAGGUUCUCCAGACGCCUGCGCUGGACAAGGUAGGCCAGAGCACAACCUUUACCGUCACAAUCGAGGCGGGCGCUCUUCGCAAUUCUGUUUCCUCGAAGCUGCAUGGUGGGGAGCGAAGGCCACCAGGGAAGCUGGCCUGGUGCUGGACGACCUGA
Messenger RNA from Symbiodinium natans, 510 nucleotides. The record is from the annotation of a GenBank genome assembly. NCBI's taxonomy places the organism in Eukaryota, Dinophyceae, Suessiales, Symbiodiniaceae.